This is a messenger RNA of Diceros bicornis minor, 10592 nucleotides long. RefSeq names its product G protein-coupled receptor kinase 4 (gene GRK4). Gene Ontology annotation, biological process: signal transduction; regulation of signal transduction; protein phosphorylation. NCBI's taxonomy places the organism in Eukaryota, Metazoa, Chordata, Mammalia, Perissodactyla, Rhinocerotidae. Gene Ontology annotation, molecular function: G protein-coupled receptor kinase activity; ATP binding. The record is from RefSeq and is a predicted model, not a curated record. The transcript is spliced from 16 exons. Gene Ontology annotation, cellular component: cytoplasm. The coding region runs from base 6782 to 8488 and encodes 568 amino acids.
AUGAUCUCAUUCUUCUAGAGUUUAAGUUUUAGUCCGUAUUUACAUUUAAUUUGAUUUUUUUUUUUUUUGGUAUGUAUUUUGCUACUUCUGCUUUUCAUUUUUUUUUCCUUAAUUUUUCUCUCAUUCUUUCUCUUGGCUCCAUAGUCUUAUAUAAUCAUAAUAGCUAAUAUUUGAGUAUUUGAAAUGUACAAAGCACUGUGUUAAGUGUUUUUAUGUAAUAAUUCAUUUAAUCCUGAUAACCCUCUGAAAAGGUAGUUUUAGCAGUUCUAUUUGCAGAUUAAAAAAAACAAAGGCACAGAGAAGUUAACAGCUUGCCCUAGUUCACGUAGCAAGUAAAUGAUUGGGUGCAGAUUAAACCCAAGCCUAGCUUCAGGUCCUCUGCUCUAAUCAUAUUGUGCCUUUUCAAAUGCCUUUAUUGUCCGAGAAGCUGUAUACCUAUAAGAUGUGUAUAUUAUAUAAAGGUUUCUAGAACUGUGCUUACCGCUAACUAUAAUAAUGCCAACUGAACAUGAGCAAGAAAGAUUGGGGAAAACUGCAACAUUGGUAAUUUAUAUUCAUUUUUGAAUGCAGGUAGAAAUGAUUUGAAACAAAAUGAUUUGAAGCAGGUAGGCUUGUGCUUCGUUUAUAUCUUAUCAUCAGUGCAGAAGCAUUUUCAAAAUUAAAUUAGUUCAAAGGAAUCUUUUCUUUGCUAAACUUGGAUUUAAAAGAUUAGAGAUGAACCAUGAUACCUUUGGGGAGGGGCAAAGAGUUGUCCAACUGUCUUAGCCAGUCUCCAAGAUGUGCUGUUUUCCAGGGCAUUCACUCUGUCACCUGAAGGACACUGGAUCCUUCAAGACUUCAUUUCUCUGGUUUGUAAAAUUAUUUUUAAUGGUUGCUUACCUCAUAGAAAUGUUAGGUAGUUGAGGUUGUGUACAAAGAGCAUUCAAUUUCUUCAUUUUGCGUUAUCCAUUCAUUAAUUUGAAUAUUAUAGUAACAUAAAUACAGAAAGGAAGAUAAAUUAUAAUCGUAAUAGUUCCAUUGGUUAAUAUUGUCAACCUACAGAAACAGAAACCAGUAAGAGGCAAAGAGUUUAUUUGGAAUCAAAGAAUUGCAAUUCUGGGAGCACAGAUUCAAGUAGAAACACAAAUAGUGUCCAAAUUAAGGAGAGAGGUUCAGGGUUUUUAUGGGAAAAAGGGAGGAGAUGAGGUAAGUUGUAUUAAAGAAGAAUUCAUUGGUGCUGGAUGAGGCCGGGCUAGGCUUGUGCUUCAUAGACUGGUUAGUGAUCUGGUCAUCAGCAAAGCCCAGUUUCAUCAGUCCUUACAAACAGGAUAUUCUUGUCCUUACUGAGUUCUUGGAAUGUUGGAGGUUUGGUCCGGUUUGGAAGAUAUAGAAAACAAGACGUGCAAGGCAGUUCCUUUGAAAUGGCUGUUCUGGCUCUAUUUUAAUAUGGCUCCACUCAUGUCACCUUUCACAGUAUUUUAAAUGUAACAUUUUUUAUAAAAAACAAUUGAAUGAAUGUAGAGAGUAGACUUAGUGUGAUAUUGUGAUUUAUAAGAAAUAUAUAUUUGGUCAUUCGGGUGACUGAAAUAUAUAUUUCUCAGAUAUAUUUCGUCUUCAUCCAGAGUUCCUGGCUCACAGCUCCCAAAACCCUUGGAAUUUCCUAAGUGUUGAGAGUGAUAAAAGUGUCUUGUUUAUGUUAAUGAGGUGAAUUUUUGGACCUCACCCGUGGGUGAGGGCUGUUUGCCAGGAGAACCAGCCAUGUGAUCAAAGGAUUGGAACUUUUGAGUCCCAUUUCCUGAUUUAGGGGAGGGCAGGGGUUGAGGCUGAAUCAAUUGCCAGUGGCCAAUGACUUAGUCAAUCAUGACUCCAUGAUGAAGCCUCCAUAAAAACUGAAAAGGACAACUCUUUUGCCCUUUUUCGAGAGCUUUCAUACUGGGGAGCCAGAAUGCUUCCACACACCAGGCCACAGGCUCCAGGAGGACAGAAGCAACUUUGUUCUAGACCUUGCCCUGUGUAUCUCUUCAUCUGGCUGUUGAGUUGUAUCCUUUAAUAUCCUUUGUAAUAAAUUGAUAAUCUAGUGAGUAAACUGGUUUUCUUGAUUUCUGUGAGUCAUUCUAGCAAACUAAUCGAAUCCGAGGACGGUAACCUCUGAUUUAUAGCCAGUUGGUCAGAAGUACAGUACAACCUGGACUUGUGAUUGGUGUCUAAAAUGGAGGGUGGUUGUGGGACUGAGCCGUUUACCUGUGGGAUCUGAUUCUGUCUCCAGGUAGAUAGUGUCAGAAUUGAGGUAAGUUCUCAAGACAUGCUGCUGGCAUCUGAGGACUGCUUGUUGGUGUGGGGAGGCCUCCACGCACUCGUUGGACUUGGGUCCAGGAACUCUUUUGCACUUAAAUAUUACUUAGAGUUUUAAAUAGCAUGUAAGAUCAAGUUUUCUGGAAAGAGUUAUGAAGUAUUUCUUUUUACUGUAUUUCUUCUUACGGGUUAGACAUUUGGAGUAAUUUGUGUAACAGCAAAAUUAUUUUUCUGCCGACAAAGGGUUAGCCCGUUCUCACAUAAUGGUGUCUAACUUGUGUUACUGUAGUUGUGUUCCUGCUAAUUUGAGUUGUUAUAAUCCAGCCAGGUUAUUAGCAACCAGUUUGGUUUGGUUUUCUUACAUUUUCUACUUUGUGUGUCUAGAUUAUGAUGGCUCUAAUCGUUUUUUUUUUCUUGCUCAGUGAACCAAAUAUGGGGUUUAGUGACAUUAUACUAAUUUGUAGGAUGACAAUUAUCUGUACAACCAGUACUCUAAAGUAAUAUUCCUGUGCCACAUUUUGUAUAAUACCAAAUCAGGUAAUAGUUAGCUUGAAGAAAAGUGGUGACAGUGACCAUAAUUUUGGCUCUAUUCUGAGACAUAGAAAAACACUUGAAUUAGGUCUUUCUUAAGUUAUUCUUCAGCAAAAACAUGAGGUGUUUUGUACAUAUAUUUGCAAAGUCAUUUAUUACAAUUUAUGUCAUGGCUAUAAAGACUAAUUUGGUGAAAGUAUUCAAUUUCCAAUAGAUAUAUAAUUAAUUGCUAUGCAAAUUACUUGCAAAAUGCAAAUUAAUACUCUCAUUACAGGUUAUGCUUUGAUACAUUUGACCUCAAAACAGAAUAAUUUGUAUGGUGCUUCAAACUUGUUUCAGCACUUGUUGCCCAGCUUGGCCCGCUUCAUUUGCUGUAGGACUGUCAGCACCUCCUUGAGCCCUUUAUAUGCCUCUCUGAGGUUAUUUGCAUAAUGUUGUGGUCUAUAGUAGUCCUCAGUAAUAUUUGCGAAAUUAAUGAAUGAAUAAGGGUGAGGAGAUGGGUGCUCUGGGUAUGUCUGGAUUGGAAGCAGAGGUAGCCCAAAAUGCAAGGAAGAGAAACGUGGAAGGAAGAGCAGGAAGGAGAAAGGGAGGAAAUGGUACUGUAUUAGUCUGCGAGGGCGGUAUCAAAGGACCACAGACUAGGGGCUUAAACAACAGAAGCUUAUUCUCUCCCAGUUCUGGAGGCCACAAGUCCAAGAUCAAGAUGUUGGUGGGGUUGGUUCCUUUUGAGGCUGUGAGGGAGAAUCUGUUCCAGCCUCUCUCCCAGCUCCCGGUGGUUUGCUGGAAAUCUCUGGUAUUCCUUGACUUGUAGAUUCAUCACCUUGGUCUCUGUCUUCAUCUUCUAUGACAUUCUUCCUGUAGGCAUGUCUAUGUGUCCAAAUGUCCCCUUUUUAUAAGGACACCAGUGAUGUUGGGUUAGGGCCCGCCUGAGUGACCUCAUUUUAAUGUGAUCACCUCUAUGAAGACCCUCUCUCCAAAUAAGAUCACAUUCUGAGGAUUAGGGGUUAACUGGGGGUUAGGAUUCUAACAUAUCUUUUUUGGAAAGGUAAAAAUUCAACCCAUAACACGUACCUUUAAAACAGAUGAAGGCAGCCCAUAGAGGGGAACCUUCAAACCUUUGGGCCUUCAAAUGCUCUGGCCCCACCUCACUGUCUGAUUUUUGGGACACAGUAUGCUGCCCUAGUGAAUUGUGCCUCUCAUUUUUGCCCCACUCAGACUUUAGUAAAUAGCCUGGGCCAUGGCAGUCACCGUUGAUAUUGGCUGCAGUCCCAUGACUAAAUGUGAGUUCUCUUUUCUCACCUUGUUUCUUUACCUUCUGGCCUGCCUGUCUUGACAUGGUAUACACAGAGCUACCCAGCCCACCUCGAGUCUGACUGGGCCUGGGAGAAAGGGCUUGGAAAAUUGGAGCUAGACUUUGCUGUGAUGUGUCAGUGGAGGCUUUUGGAACCAAGGACAGCUGAAUGAGGGGCAGAGUGGCUGCUCGAGUUCACCAGCAUGUGUGCCCCAAGCCUGCUGCUGUGGACUGAAUGUUUGUGUCCCCCCAAAUUCAUCUGUUGAAGCUCUCAUCCCCAAUGUGACAGUAUUUUGAGGUAGGGUCUUUGGGAGGUAAUUAUGGUUAGGUUAGGUCAUAAGGGUGAGGCCCUUAUGAUGGAAUCAAUGCCCUUAUGAAAAGAGGGAAAGACAUAAAUGCUCUCUCUCUCCAAGUGCAUGCUCCAAGGAAAGGCCAUGUGAAGACGUAAUGAGAAGACAGCCAUCUACAAACCAGGAAGAGGGCACUCACCAGUCACCAGAUCUGCUGACACGUUGAUCUUGGAUUGCCCAGCCUCCAGGACUCUAGAACUAAGUGUUUGUUUAAACCCCCAGUGUAUGGUAUUUUGUUAUAGCAGCCCGAGCUGACUAAGACACCUGCAGAGAGGACCCCAUUCUUCUCUCUCUCCUUCACCUUGGGACACUCUUCCUUAGACCAAGCCGGGCAACCUUGUCUGGGGAGAAGGGGUCUUUUGUAGUGAUAGCUUACCCGGGUGGUACGUGGUGUGUGUGUGUGUGCGUGCAUGCAUGUGCGCUACUGUGUUUAGUGAUACAUGGGUGAAGCCAUGUUUAGAGGUGCAUGGUAUGAGCACUACUGAGUGUUUGUCAUUUACUCUUUAAACAAGGAAGUUUUGAGUGAAUUAUGUGCUGGGUGCUGAGCUCUCACCUCUACCACUACACCAAACCCACCCUUGUCAAAGUCACCAGGGUCAGUUCUUAGUCCUCUACUUACUGUACCUGUGGGUUGCCCUCGAUAUACGAGUGAAUAUGUCGUUCUAGACCACCAUCCUCCCUGGUUCUCUACUUUUUCACUGCUUGUCCUUCUCAGACUGCUUGACUGUUCCCCUCUUGUUAUCUAGACCUCUUCAUAUUGACAUGCUCCCAAGGCUGAGUCUAUGGAAUCUCACUUUCUCUGUCUACACUUACUCCCUUGUAUUCUCUUCUAGUAACAUAGAUUGAAACAAGCUACUGUCUUUCAAAUUUAGAUCUGUAGACUGGACCUCUCUGUUGAACUGCAGCUCAUUCUCCACCUGCCUACUUUACAUCACUGCUUGGAAACCUCAUCAGCACCAAAAAGAGUCAAAACUAAACUCUUAACACCUGCCCUGUUUUUUUCUUCUGCAUCUCAGUUAAUGCUCAUGCCAAAAAUCUUGUAUUGCCUUUUAAUUUCUUAUACCCUACUUCCAAUCCUUGGACAAAUAUUUUCAGAUCUCCCUUCAAAAUAUAACAUAAUCUGAUCUCUCACCACCUCCACUGCUGUCAGCAUGACUCAAGCCAUCAACGUCUCUCACAUGGAAGACUGCAGUUGGCUGCUACUUGGUCUCAGCUUCUACCUUUCUGACCCUGCAGUCUGUUCUUAACACACCAACCAGUGUGAUCCUGUUAAAGUUUAGGUCGGAUGUGUCAACCCUAUCCUUGAAACCGUCUUUGUGGCUUCCCAGACCAUUCAGAGUAAAAGAAGGAAUGUUGGAAUUAUCAGACCAGGAAUUCUAAAAAACUGUGAUUAAUAUUUUAAGGGCUUGGGCCGGCCUGGUGGUGCAGCAGUUAAGUUUGCAUGUUCCGCUUCGUGGGCCAGAGUUCACCAGUUUGGAUCCUGGGCGUGGACCUGCUCACUGCUCAUCAAGCCAUGCUGAGAUGGUGUCCCACAUAGAAGAGCUACAACUCUACAACUAUGAUAUACAACUAUGUACUGGGGCUUUGGGGAGAAAAAAGAAAAAGAGGAAGAUUGGCAACAGAUGUUAGCACGGGGCCAAUCUUCCUCAAAAAAAAAAAUAUUUUAAGGGCUUUAAUGAAAAAGUAGACAAUGUGCAAAAACAGAUGGAUAAGGUAAGCAGAGUGAUGGAAGUUCCAAGAAGAAAUCAAGAGAAAUGCUAGAGGUAGAGAAAGACUAACAGAGAUGAAGAAUGCCUUUGAUAGGCUCAUUAUUAGACUGGACAGGGCUGAGGAAAGACUCUGAGUUUGAGAAUAUGACAAUAAACUUGUAAAAUUGACAAGUAAAGAGAAAAAAGACUGAAAAAAAUCAGAAUAGAAUAUUCAAGAACUGUGGGACAACUAUAACAGGUAUAAUGUACAGGUCCAGGUGUACCUUGGAGAUAUUGCAGCUUUGGUUCUGGGCCACAACAAUAAAGCGAAUAUCACAAUGGAGCGAGUAACAUGAAUUGUUUUUGUUUACCAGUGCAUGUAAAAGUUAUGUUUGCACUAUACUGUAGUCUGUUAAUUGUACAAUAGCAUUAUGUCUAACAAAACAAUGUACAUACCUUAAUUAAAAAUAUUUUAUUGCCAAAAUUGCUAACCAGAGGAGAGUGACGUCAGCAUCAUGGUGGAGUGAGCCUUCCCUUAGACUCUGCCCCCUAAGAUACAGUAAAAAGAACAUUCAUAAGCCAACAGAGGACAUUCACACAACACAAUAGACAUCUGAGAGACCCACACAGCCAUAUGUCUGAAGGUGGAGAUGCUGGACCCCCAUCAGGAAGUGGAAGGAGGAGGAUAUGGCAAAAAAAGUGGUCGUAGUAAAAAAUGGAGGGAGAUGCUGAAGCUGCCCCCUGUCAGCCAGUGCAGCGAGCUUAGACAUUCCAUUGAAAAGGAUUAUGGUAGUCUUUGUGACAGGCAGCCAAUAGGAAGACUUCUCUUCAGGCAAUUCUGUGAUACAAAACGUGAUCUAAAGAGGUGCAUUGAAUUCCUGGAUGCAGUGACAGAGUAUGAAGUGGCUGCUGAUGAGAACCGAAGAGAUUGUGGACUGUUAGUCUUAGAAACAUUCUUCAGUAAUAAGAAGUCAGAAGCCCCUUUACCAGAAAUACCUCCACGUGUUGUGAAAGAAUGUAGAUUGAGACUGAGGGAGAAUCCUUCCAAAGAAGUCUUUGAGGAGUGCACUAGAAUUGUCCAUAACUAUUUAAGUGGAGAACCAUUUGAAGAAUAUCAAGAAAGCUCAUAUUUUUCUCGAUUUUUACAGUGGAAAUGGCUGGAAAGGCGACCUGUAACAAAGAACACGUUUAGAUAUUACAGAGUUCUAGGAAAAGGCGGAUUUGGAGAGGUUUGUGCCUGUCAAGUGCGAGCUACAGGAAAAAUGUAUGCAUGUAAAAAGCUAGAAAAAAAAAGAAUAAAGAGGAGGAAAGGUGAAGCUAUGGCUCUAAAUGAAAAAAGACUCCUAGAAAAAGUGCACAGUAGGUUUGUAGUUAGUUUAUCCUAUACUUACGAAACCAAAGAUGCCUUGUGCUUGGUGCUAACCAUUAUGAAUGGAGGGGACUUGAAGUUUCACAUUUACAACCUGGGCAACCCUGGCUUUGAAGAGCAGAGAGCUGUGUUCUAUGCUGCAGAGCUGUGCUGUGGCUUGGAGGACUUACAGAGGGAAAGAAUUGUGUACAGAGACUUAAAGCCUGAGAAUAUUCUCCUCGAUGAUCGUGGGCACAUCCGCAUUUCAGAUCUUGGUUUAGCCGUCGAGAUCCCAGAAGGGGAGACGAUCCGCGGCAGAGUUGGAACAGUCGGCUACAUGGCUCCUGAAGUUAUCAAUAAUGAAAACUAUACAUUUAGUCCUGAUUGGUGGGGACUUGGCUGUCUGAUAUAUGAAAUGAUUCAGGGACAUUCUCCAUUCAGAAAAUUCAAAGAGAAAGUCAGACGGGAGGAGGUGGAACGAAGAGUGAAGAAGGACACUGAGGAGUAUUCGGAGAAGUUUUCAGAGGACGCCAAAUCCAUCUGCAGGAUGUUACUCACCAAGAACCCCAAGCAACGCCUGGGCUGCAAGGGUGACGGAGCAGCUGGAGUAAAAGGACACCCUGUAUUCAAGGACAUUAACUUCAAGAGACUGGAAGCAAACAUGUUAGACCCCCCUUUCUGUCCUGAUCCACAUGCAGUUUAUUGCAAGGACGUCCUGGAUAUUGAGCAGUUCUCCACGGUGAGAGGAGUCUACCUGGACACCACAGAUGACACCUUCUACAGUCAGUUUGUUACGGGGUGUGUCUCCAUCCCCUGGCAGAAUGAGAUGAUUGAAUCGGAAUGCUUCAAGGACAUCAACGAAAGUGCGAAUGAGGAAAAGAUGGCAUUAGAUGUAGAAGAGAAAGCACGUCAGACAGUUCCCAGACCAAAGAGAGGCUUCUUCUACAGACUCUUCAGAAGCGGGGGCUGCAUUAAGGGCGAGAAGGAAGAGCUGCCCACGAGACUGUGACCGCUCACCGCGCGAAGCUGGACCCCGGUGCCCAGAAGCACGUGCUCAGAGUUUCAUCCUAUCUGUGAAUUGCAAUAAAUAGUGUGACACAUCUUAAAACGUGCCUUUUGAGUCUGCAGAUUUUUCUACGUUAGUACCUGAAUUGUCUUUUCACUAAAGCUGGAUUGAAGAAAAAGGACCACUGUGACGCCCAGAAACCCCCAGGGGUGGACACCUUGCCGCAGGGACUUGAGCUCCACGGGUGCCCAUGGAGAGAGGAGGAGAGUGGGCGUGGGCAUCAGCCCAGCAGUGUCCGGAGCCAAGGCUCCUGUUCCUCAACCGGGAGUGUCCUCCAGUGCUCUUCGAGGAGGGAGGCAGGUCGGGCCUCCUUUCUCUCCAGAGCCGUGGGGUUAGAAAGUCUUUGCCCGCUUACAUUCACGUGGAUGUCUACCAUGCCUCACUUACCAAGAAUUCUACCUUCCUGAGGUGCGCUCUUCCUGUGUGUGUGGCUUUGUGGCUAAGUUUUUACCUGGGCACUCCAAUCUACCCUCUGAAAGAUGGUGUUCAGGACGUUGAGGUCAGGGCUUGGCUGUCAUGGGCUACUCACCCCAACUCUGAAGUGUGUUGGAAGGAUUUCUAUCACAGCGGCCUGGGAUUCUCAGGGACUGUGUGCGAGCCUCACAUUGUUUGAAUUGGUAUCAGGUGACUUGAGUCAAAGGUUAAAGGCUGGAUCCGAGAAGACCUGGGUUCAGGUUGUGGAUGAGGAGCCCGCCCUUCAAGGUCCUAGCUGGCCCUUAGGGGUUUAGGAGCUCCCGACAAAGAUUAAGGAAUGCCUGAGUUCCAGAGUUCACUCUCCUUCAGCUAUUGCUACCAAAAGAGGAAGGUGGAGCCCCUAACCUGGGGUGGACACGUGGGUUUUGUUACCUGGGGAGGGACACUUGCACUCCCGAGUGAGGGGCUACCGCAGGAAGUGUGUGGAUGAGUAGUAAAGACCAAGGAGGGGCACCAUGUGUUCUGCUUGUGGAAGGGCAUCAAGAUUUCUCCAGGGAGGAGACCGUGAGAAGGAAAUGUGAGAAGGAAGGAACAGCGAGCCCAGAGUCUCCCAGAGCUGGACAUGCUGGAGGUCACCUCUCAGUUGGUGAUGGCCUAAAGCUGGGUGACUGGAGAGUGGGGCCAAGGGGCAGAUUUGGGCUUUCUUCUGUGUCCCCAUGCAGACGUGGCCUCCAGCAGGGGCUUCUCGGACCACAGCAGCAUUUGACAAGGUGAAGGCUGGUUGAGGGAAGAGGCAGGAACCACCACUGGCAGAUGCCUCCACGGCCGGUGUCCUUUAGCUUGCUGGGGUCUUCUUGCUACCUGGUGUAUGAGAAGCCAGGGGCCAGACCUCAGUGACUUUAACCAAACAGUAAGGAUGCCGUGGUCUGGAUGCCAUGACACCGUCACACGCUGUGGAGGAGAAUGUGCCAGGGCGGUGCUGAGAACUCCCCAUGGGUGCCCGGACUCAGUGUUGCUCUCCUGUGGGAAAUGUGUCCCCAUGCAGACAGCUGUGCCCUCGCAGUCAUUGCACCCGAAAGGUGCUUCCUGAGGUGCAGUUUGCCACAGGGUAUUUAUGAAAUUGGUUUUCCAUAUGUGGUCACUGCAUUCUGAGCACAGUAGCCUCAAGGCCAGUGUUCUAGAGGAAAAUACCUUGUGAGGGAUCAGAAUUAGCCACCCCAAAAUGUGUCUCUUUGCCUUGAGUAUUUUUAUUUUUUUUUGUGAGGAAGAUCAGCUCCGAGCUAACAUCCAUGCCAAUCCUCCUCUUUUUGCUGAGGAAGAUGGGCCCCAGGCUAACAUCCAUGCCCAUCUUCCUCCACUUUAUAUGGGACGCCACCACAGCAUGGCCUGACAAGCAGUGCAUCGGUGCGUGCCCAGGAUCUGAUCCCGGACCACCAGCAGCGGAGUGCGUACACUUAACCACUGCGCCACGGGGCUGGCCCUUGAGUAUUUUUUUAUUGAUGUCAUAAUAGUUUAGAACAUUUUGAAAUUUCUGUUGUGCAUUAUUGUUUGUCAGUCACCAUUUAAAUGCACCCCGUCACCUUGUGCCCACCCCCCAACCCUCUUCCCCCUGGUAACCACCAAACUGUACUCU